Messenger RNA from Sphaeroforma arctica JP610, 426 nucleotides. RefSeq lists its product as hypothetical. The record is from RefSeq and is a predicted model, not a curated record. The coding region runs from base 1 to 426 and encodes 141 amino acids. Lineage: Eukaryota; Ichthyosporea; Ichthyophonida. The transcript has a single exon.
AUGGUGACAGCGAGCGAGAGUCGAAGGGGUUUACAAAGUGUGGCAACGAGUAGUGCUGUACAAGCAGAGAACAUGCGUAUAAUAUUUAGAGAGAAGCAGCUCAUAGUGUGCGCACAGGCCCUAGAUGAGACCAUGGUGAAUGGGCCGGACUAUGACAUUGUGGGCGCUCUUAAGGAAACGUGUACACCCACUGCGGUGGUGGGUGAGAAUGCGGGCGAUGCAGAAAUGCCUGAGACAUCUCAGCCGCAGAAUGAUGGCAAUCCAUAUACGUAUAUGAAUGCCAAAUUUAGUAGAAAGGAUUGUUACACCGAUUUACAGGACCACCUUACGAAAGUUGAAGUCCGCAAUGCUGAAUUUUUGGCUGAAGUAAAGAUUGCCAGAGAGACGAUGCAAGACUUAGAGAAACGCCGAGCCAGGAAUAUUUAG